Messenger RNA from Clonostachys byssicola, 1518 nucleotides. The record is from the annotation of a GenBank genome assembly. Lineage: Eukaryota; Fungi; Ascomycota; Sordariomycetes; Hypocreales; Bionectriaceae.
AUGGUCAUGUUUGCUGUGCUCCAGACGACAAAGUCAAGCGCGAUUAUCGCGGCGGAAACCACAAUAUUAGUCAUUGCGUUGAUACUCUUAUAUUACAUCCUCUAUAGUCUUUAUAGUUUAUUCCUCCAUCCCUUAGCAAAAAUACCCGGCCCCAAGAUCCAUGCAAUCUCACAAUUGCCGUAUGUUUACCACAUUACCAAAGGCGACUGGCACACCACUCUCGCUGAGCUUCAUAAGCGGUAUGGCCCAGUAGUGAGGUAUGGACCCAACGACGUUGCAUUCACGUCUGCCGAAGCUCUCAAGAAGAUUUAUGGCAGCAAACUAGCAACAGAAAGGACGUUCGAAAAAGAUCCUAGGAUGUAUAAGAAGAGAAGGCCAGAGUCCCAUAUCAUCACCGCGAAUAACGAGGAACAUAGACGGUUCCGGAAGCUCUUGUCUCAUGCCUUUUCUGAGAAAGCACUACGAGAACAGGGUGACAUAAUUCAGCAUUAUGUGGAUACGUUCAUCAGUCAAUUAAGCGACCAGGCGACGGCAGGAAAUACCAUAGACAUGGUUAGUUGGUUCAACUUUGCGACCUUUGAUUUGAUCGGUGACUUGGCAUUUGGACAAUCUUUCGGGGGGCUCGAUAACGGGAACUACCAUCCCUGGGUCCGGAUGAUAUUCGAAAACAUGAAGGUCAUGCCGUUCAAAGAGGCAGCAAUACGCCUUAACCUCACAUUCGCUAUGUCGUAUCUAACGCCAGACCAUUUGAAGAAGAGUGCCGAGGAACACUAUCAGCUGAGCAAAUCGGCCACUAUGAAGCGCAUAGAGAGAAAUAACCUAGACAGGGCUGACUUUAUGUCCUAUAUUCUCCGCCAUAAUGAUGAGAAAGGCAUGUCAGUACUGGAGAUGGCGGAAAAUGCUACUAUCAUCAUUGUGGCCGGGAGCGAGACAACCGCUACAUUGUUAAGCGGCACCGUGUUCCAUCUCCUUACCAACCCUCCCAAGUACCACAAACUCACGCAGGAAAUUCGCUCCGAAUUUGAUUCAGAGGAAGAGAUAACUCUCUCCAGAGUCAACAAACUUUCGUAUCUCAUUGCAGUCUUCAAUGAGGCGAUGCGCGUGUAUCCCCCUGUACCAAUGGGUCUUGCCCGUAUUGUCCCAGCCGGUGGCGAAAUCAUCGAUGGCUAUUAUCUACCAGAGAAGACUUGUGUCGCAGUACCUCACUGGACUGCAUUCCGGACAUCUCACAACUUCGCAGACCCAGAGUCGUUCGUCCCAGAAAGGUGGCUCGAUGAUCCCCUCUACAAAGAUGACUCCAAGGCGGCACUUCAGCCUUUCUCUUUGGGGCCACGCAACUGCAUUGGAAAAAACCUUGCCUAUGCUGAAAUGCGUCUCCUCCUUGUGCGAUUGCUUUGGAAGUUUGAUGUGGAGAUGCUGCCAGGGAGUGAGGAAUGGAACAAGCAAAAGGCUUUCAUUUUGUGGGAGAAGGGUGCUCUACCGGUCAAAUUGACUGAAGUGCUUCGAGAGCAGAAGUAA